AAGGUUACGUGACUGGCAGCUUUCGGGUUUGUCAUGUCUUGAAGGUCGAUUUCCACCAUGGCUUCCCUCGUGAACGCAAGAAUGUUUGUUUGCAGAGAAGCAGGCGGCACCUUUGGCAAGAUGGAGGCUGCCAGAGAGGAGGAGUACUUCAGAAGAAAGAACGCAGAGCAACUUGCUGAAAUAAAGAAAAUUCACGAAGAUCAGAUAUCAUACCAUGAAGAAGUGAUAAAACAUCACCAGGAAAGUAUUGACAAGAUUAAAAGCCAUCACCACUACGAAGAAGACGAUGAUAAGGAUGAUAAGAAGUAGGACAAGUAGAAGAGAUGGGACACAAGGACCUACUUAGGCCGCUCACAAUUUAUCUGACAAUUGGUUAACAUUUUUAACAAUGAGGGAGUGGGGCACUAGCUUUCUACAAAAUGUGUUUAGACUCGUAUCAUCAACAAAAAUAAAGGUGAAUUUCAGCUUUGAAAUUCAUGCCUUUCACCGUGGUAAGGGUCUUUCUUUCAUUGUUUAUUUCAGUGAAAUGCUGGAGAGAUGGCAAGAGAAUAGCAAGUUGAAAGAAAGUCAUCACGUAGAUUGCAGUUAAAAGUUUUCCUCCCCCCAAAUAGGACUGUUCGUCACAGUCUGUUCUUUCAGUCACGUACAAUGCCAGCUAAUUUGUGAGCCUGCAAUGCAUUUAAUAACCUCCAAGCACUUAAAGGACAGAGUUGGUGUGUGAUGUUCACUUGUAUACUACACCCAUUUGAUUUAAGACUUUUUUCUGUGACAUUUCGAAGAACCACUAGGUCUCAAAUUGUUUAUAGUGUUUAAUUGUUCUAUAACUGCCACAUGCUUGAUUACUGUGUAAUUGAUAUGAUUACAAACUUAUUAGUGUUCUCUUCUCUUUCCUCUAGCUUAAAUCUGUCAUUUAAUGAUGUGUUGUUUAGAACAUCCUUGUGUGAGUGGAUUUGUUGUUUAUUAUCAAAUAAAUAAUUGGAGAGAA
Messenger RNA from Lingula anatina, 985 nucleotides. RefSeq names its product ATPase inhibitor mai-2, mitochondrial. Gene Ontology annotation, molecular function: ATPase inhibitor activity. Gene Ontology annotation, cellular component: mitochondrion. Lineage: Eukaryota; Metazoa; Brachiopoda; Lingulata; Lingulida; Lingulidae. The record is from RefSeq and is a predicted model, not a curated record. Gene Ontology annotation, biological process: negative regulation of ATP-dependent activity.